AUGGCAUUGAAGCGUUUUGUUGAGCAAAAGUUGGGAAAGUUACCUCAUUUCUUGCUACAAACCAUCCUUGAAUGGGCACUGAUAGUUUUGCUAUUCAUCGAUGGGUUUCUUGCAUUUUUUUCCAACGAAUUCGCCAAGUUCUUCAAAUUGAAAACACCAUGCUUGCUCUGCACGAGGAUCGAUAACAUUGUCUUUAAAAGGAACUCCAAGAUUUACUACAAUGAUUGUAUCUGUGAAGCUCACAAGAAGGACAUUUCAUCUCUGGCUUACUGUCAUAUGCACCAGAAACUCUCCGACAUUAAGAGCAUGUGUAAAGGGUGCCUUCUUUCGUUUGCUGCUGAGAAAGAGUCAGAUUGUGAUGCCUACAAGUCCCUAGUUGGGGUUCUGGACAAGGACAUCGGUUGCUUAGUCGAGGAUGAUCAAAAGAUGCAGUUGAAAUCAGGAAGGAGGGGUGAUUUGGUGAAAGCUGAGAAGAGUAGUACUAGCGGUGUUGUUCCCAAGUGUUCUUGUUGUGGGGAGACCCUGAAGAUGAAGCCCACUUCGAAGAGGAUGGUUCGUAGUUCGUCACUGAAUAGGAGUGCUCUUUUGCAAAGGAGUGCUCAAUCUCCUCGAUCAUGGACACUGGCAUGGAAAAAUGAGGAAUCCAGGAAUUUAGAGCUGCCCCACAUUCGUUGCAGGAAGCUCAAGAAGUUCGUGUCAGACAAUGAAUCAGAGAUUCCAAAGGAUGAGGAUGGACUUAAUGGACACAAACAAUCAAGAAAAGAAGGUAUUAAGGAUUCUACCGUGCCAUUGCUACGAGAGCACAAGGAUAUGAAUGGAGAUUUCUCUAAGACCCCUAGAGGAAGCAUGAAGUUUGGGAUCCCACUUGCACUUUCAGCUUCAGCAAGUCCUAGGUGGGCUACUAGGCUUCAGAGGAAACUGCAAAGCGAAAAGCCAGAGUUGUUAUUCGAAUCCAUUGACGCCAACACUACAAAUGGAGAAGAUAGUGACUCCAUUUUGAGACAAUUUCGUUUAGAUCACAAGUCGCUUGAAGAAUUGUACACAGAAUUGGACGAAGAAAGGAGCGCCUCAGCUGUUGCAGCAAACAAUGCAAUGGCCAUGAUUAGCCGGUUACAAGCAGAGAAAGCUGCAGUCAUAAUGGAGGCCUUACAGUAUCAGAGAAUGAUGGAGGAGAACGCUGAGUUUGACCAAGAAGAGCUGCAAGCUAUGAAGGAUUUGGUUAUCAAGAAAGAGGAAGAGACCAAUGCUCUAGAGGCUGAACUAGAGGCAUAUAGAGAAAAAUAUGGACACAUAAACGAAGUAGGUACUGAGGAAGAUGAAAUUGAUUCUAAUGAAGAUUAUCAAGAGUUGAAUUCUCAUUCUUUCUCAUCCAUGAGUGAAUGUGGCUGCCCCAGUGAAGUGGAUCAUAAUGGUGGAAAUGAGCUAAUGAAGGAAGAAAAUGGAGGGGAGACCCUUGAUGAAUCAUUAUUGGAUUUUAAGCGCGAGAGAUCUUAUCUUUUCGGAAUGUUAACAAAUUUGGAGAAGAAAAUUAAUCCACCUUCAGAUGAUGGGACUCAAUCUUCACACAAUGAUUCAGACAUGGUUAAGUAUGAAGAUAAAUACACAGGAUAUGAAUAUAAGACCAUCCUUACAAGAGAAAUGUCUCAAAUUCGGGAGAGGUUAAAUGCAAUUGAAGCAGACAGUGGAUUUUUAAAGCAUGCUGCUAUGACACUCCAGAAGGGUGGUGAAGGGACAAAACUCUUGGCAGAAAUAGCCCAUCAUCUGCGGAAGCUAAGGCACUCGGUGAAAAUGCCCCAAGAGGACAUAGUUGCAUGACUUCCAUCCCCAUUGCUUUCGUGGUACUUUCUUUUUGAAGUGCCUUCUUUUCUUUUUCCUUUUUAUUUUUAACAUGUUUUUGUUCUAUACCUAUUUAUAUUCUUGAAAUUUCUUUGUGAGAGUGAAAAUAAAUAUCUAGGUAUGAUCGAGUGAAUUUAUCCACAUUAGGUUUUUUUGUAAUAGUGGUGACACUUCCUAGAGUGCUUAAGGACUACAAGAUGGAAUGACCUCUAAAUCUGUGUUCAUUGAUGGCCAGGUUAAGCAUUGUAUUGAACAUU
Molecule: messenger RNA, 2093 nt
Organism: Cornus florida
Lineage: Eukaryota; Viridiplantae; Streptophyta; Magnoliopsida; Cornales; Cornaceae
Product: probable myosin-binding protein 5
Exons: 3
Coding region: 1-1815 (604 amino acids)
Molecular function (GO): myosin binding
Source: RefSeq, a predicted model, not a curated record